AUGGUUGCUGAACUUGGACAAUAUGCUCAUGCAAUUGGGACAGAUUCCAACAAUUCAAUGGAACCCCAAAGUAUCAAAGCAAUUUACAUUGAACCUACGAAGGGACAACGUACUGGGCACCAAGUGCUCAACCUUAAUACUAAGAAGAUGAUUUCCCGACCCAAGGUCGUUGUACUACCCGUUACCGAUCAAAGAGAUUUGGAGACAUUUCAAGAUGGCAAUCAAAUCGCAGGAGUAGAUGACACGGCACAAGGUUACUUAGAAGAAGCCUUUGAUCAGGACUAUGAACCUGAAAAUGAAGAUGAACGUGAUUUCAAUCUACAUGGACAAUUCAAUGAUAUCAAUGACUCCGAAAGAGAAGAGCUCUUGGCAGAUGCAGACAAUGAUGUCGAUGAUAUGCCAGAACUCACUGUCAGAUUCCGUGGAAAUGACGACUAUGAAUCAGACGACAAUUUGGGUGAUGAAGGCGACAAAGAGGAAGAACCUAUUGUGGCCGUUUUGAAUCACCAUCAAGAAAAUGUCGAUAGAGGAACCGAUGAUAUUGGAAGCCUCGUUACUGAUCUGGAAGAUCUACAAGAACCGCCAGAAGAAGAGAUUGUAUUUGAGCCUGAAAUGCCUCAAGUAGCAAAAGUCACUCAAUCUGGGCAAAACGUAUGCGCAAGCUGCAAUGUCUGGGCUGAACCUUUCUCAAGUUCCAAAGAAACCAAGAGAAUGGCCUUCAAGCAGGAGUGGCAGUUCUGCCAAUAA
This is a messenger RNA of Cylindrotheca closterium, 747 nucleotides long. Lineage: Eukaryota; Bacillariophyta; Bacillariophyceae; Bacillariales; Bacillariaceae. The record is from the annotation of a GenBank genome assembly.